Molecule: messenger RNA, 1606 nt
Organism: Actinia tenebrosa (Australian red waratah sea anemone)
Lineage: Eukaryota; Metazoa; Cnidaria; Anthozoa; Actiniaria; Actiniidae
Product: tRNA-uridine aminocarboxypropyltransferase 1
Biological process (GO): tRNA modification
Cellular component (GO): nucleus
Molecular function (GO): tRNA-uridine aminocarboxypropyltransferase activity
Source: RefSeq, a predicted model, not a curated record
UUCCAUAUUCACUCUAGCAGUACAGGUAGAGAAAAAGUCAACGAAUUAAUUGGACUAAGUGCUCUUUAUGGAGAAAAAGAAAGUAAUUGUAGAGUGAAGCACCUAUUAUUUGUAAAAGCCAGAAAGCCUUAGGAAAAAGAGACUGAGUCGGGCCUCGACAUCGUGCAAUUUACUAUUUCAAGAUGGCGGCGGAUUCAAGAGAAUGUAGUUCUAAAAUAGAGUCAAAAUUAAAUCCGUUUUCGGACAUGAAGCUUGCUUCUUUUGAGGCCCUAAAUAAUGUUGAAAGAAGAGCGUGUGCAAAGUGCAAGUCUUCGAGGAAAUACUAUUGCUACAAAUGUUAUGUUGUGGUUGGGAUCGAUCGAUCUUUGAUCCCUGUUGUCAAACUACCACUUCAGGUGCACAUAGUAAAACACCAGCUGGAAGUAGAUGGUAAAAGUACUUCAUCUCAUGCUGCAAUCAUGGCUGCUGAAAAUGUUGUUAUCCAUGAUUUUCCUGAUGUACCAGAAUUUAAAUCAAAAGAAAAGGUUGUUCUUGUGUACCCCUGUGAGACUGCCUUGACACUCAGUCAGCUUGGAAAACAAUCAAAUUGUGAAACAGAAAAUAUCAAUCAAAACAUUGAAGAAGUUGUCUUUAUUGACAGCACCUGGCAACAGGCUCACAAGAUAAUAACAGACAAAAGAUUAGAAAAUAUACAAAGAAUUAAGAUAGAAGAUGCAAAAACAUAUUUUUGGAGAACUCAACGUAAACCAAAUACAUGUCUAGCAACAAUAGAGGCAGUUUAUUAUUUCUUCAAGGAAUAUGACAAGUACAUCUUAGAAAGAGAAUAUGAUGGACGAUAUGACAAUUUGCUGUACCUUUUUGCUUUUCAAUAUCAACGAGUCCAACAAGAACAACGAAAAAGUAAGAGACGGAAAACAUCUUCCAUGACUGACAAGCAGGCUUGUUGUCAGAAAUCAAGAAAGCAAGUGUUGUUUCAAACGUUACUUCUAAAGUGUUUCUUUCAAAAUAUUUGUAAAUUCUAUCUUCAUACAAUAUAAUAUAUAUAUUUUUUCCAUUUGAUAGGCUGGAGUGAGUGGGAAACAUCUGCCAGCAUUUCUGUUGGUYAUUCGAUGAUUUUUUCCUUGAGACGCUUUCAGUGCUGUAAAAUCCUGCCUCAGCCUGUAAGGCAAAGAACUGAGUAGAAUAUUAUUUUUAAAACCACCGAGUUCGAUUGUGCAUGGCUUUUUCAUUCUCUUUUAUUAUUUUAUUACACAAGAAAAGCUAUUCUAUUCCUGAACCAAAGCAUUUCAAAGUUCAAACUCUAAACAUAAGACCCAUUACCUUUUCGGAAACAUAUGUCCUUGUCACACAACGGGUUGCAGUAAAACUCAAGCUCCACCAGGAGAACUGAAGUGGGAUUCUAUUUCUUUACUUAGCAAUCCAUAUUGAUCUGGACUCGCUGUCCAUGACCUCAUGUUACUGUACCUAUAUACCUGUUCCCUAUUGUUCCGUAUCUGGAUGAGCUAGGCAGACCAAGGGGAAGAUGCAAAUAAUUGCUACAAAGUAAUAUGAUAUAUAAAUCUUUAUUUAACUGUGUAACGAAUGAAAUUAAAGUUAUUAACAAUUU